Molecule: messenger RNA, 5496 nt
Organism: Nematolebias whitei (Rio pearlfish)
Lineage: Eukaryota; Metazoa; Chordata; Actinopteri; Cyprinodontiformes; Rivulidae
Gene: wdr90
Product: WD repeat domain 90
Exons: 43
Coding region: 1-5496 (1831 amino acids)
Cellular component (GO): centriole
Molecular function (GO): protein binding
Source: RefSeq, a predicted model, not a curated record
AUGGCUUUCCAAGGUUGGCAGCAUCCCUACGUCAACAUAUUCAAACAUGUCAGGGUUGAAGACUGGAAAAAAUCUGCCAAAGUGGGCGAUGUGUCCUCAUAUACGGACAAGACGUUAAAGUGUCCAGUGUUCCGGAUCAAGGGUCCGGUCCCUGCCAACAGCUACAUCCUGGUUCCCAAAAACACCAACCACUCCCUGGGGCUGACAGGUCGCUACUUUUACCUUCUCUUCAGGCCCACUCCAGGAAAAUACUUUAUGGUUCACCUUGAUGUCACUGCGGAGGAGGGCCAAGUGAUCCGAAUCUCAUUUUCCAACAUGUUCAAAGAAUUUAAAUCCACAGCUACAUGGCUUCAGUUUCCUUUCUUGUGUGGCGCUGCAAAGGAUUCUGUAUAUGAAUGCACAUCCAGAACUGCAAAGCAUGGUAUGGUGGGCCGAGCUCCCUCUUCAGUGCGUUGGACUUGUUUGAUGAUGGACCUGCAGUUCACACUUUCUGUCUACCUCAAUCGCCAUUACAGUCACCUGAAGAGCAUCAAGCUUUGCGCCAACAUGGUUGUGAAAAACAUGUUUACUAGUGACUUGCUGCUUGAUCCAGGGGUCUCCUUCAGUGAAGCAAAGCAGAUGGGUCUGGCCUCUUCUCGGGGAACAGGUCCCAUGCCCAGAGAGAUGUCCUUCCCAGUGCCCAAAGGAGGCUCCUGGAGUGACCGCUAUGAUCACAUAAGGUUUCCCUCAGAGGGCACAAAAUUACCUUUUGACUCAAUUCAAAAAGAAAAUCCAAAGCCAGGGUCUCGAAGUGCUUCAAACCAAAUAAACCCAGUGAGAGAAGAGUCUCACUGUGUCAACCUCAGUAAACCAGUUCAGGACCGUGUUUCCCUCAGUCACCAGAUCACCAUCCCAAAAUCACUCCUGAAGAAUCAAGCUGAGGUACCCGGCAGUCCUGAGUUUGGUGUUUUCUCUUCUAAUCAGAAGGAUCAACUUUGGCAUAAUGAUGGCCAACUGCAGGACUCGGCUCACUCCAGUUUACAUCAUGUCACAUCCAGGCGUGUUACUGAUGAUGGUGGGAUUCAUGUCUACGUUCAUCCUGAAGAAGAGCUCAGCACACAGGGGGAGGAAAGUGAAGAAGAGGUGGCGUUCAAUCCAGUUCCACAUCCUGUGUCUCUUCCAUCAUCCAAAGAAAGCAAACUCCAAAGGCUGCUCAGAGACCCAAUCCUCAGGCUCAGUAGGAUCAUCGGCUUUGGAGGAGCUACAUUUAAACAUGCCCUGUGGACUAAAUCAGGUGAUGCAGUGGUGUAUCCAUGUCACGCGAUUAUUGUCUCUAUGAAGAUUUUCUCAAACAAGCAGAGAUUCUUCAUAGGUCACACUGAUAAGAUUUCUGCUCUGGCCUUUAACGGCAACACAACACUGCUGGCUUCAGCACAAACUGGCAACAACGGUGUAGUUCGUAUUUGGAACUACAUUAAAGGAGACUGUCUGACAAUGUUAAGGAUCCAUGCUCACUCCUUAUCCUGCUUGAGCUUCUCUUAUGGUGGUGGGAUUCUCUGUGGUGUGGGUAAAGAUGGCCACAAUAAAACUAUGGUAGUGGUGUGGAACACCAUGAAUGUUAACGGGGGUGAAGAGGUGACUGUUUUAGCCAAAGCGCACACAGAUGUGGACAUUAAUACCAUGAAGAUUGCAUUCUUUGAUGAUACAAGGUUGGUCUCGUGUGGUCGUGAAAAUAUUCGUCUGUGGCGGGUGCGGAAUGGGACUCUGCGCUUCUGUCCGGUUAACCUCGGUGAAUACCAUUCAGUGGACUUCACCGAUGUGGCCUUUGAGGAGUUAAACUCUUCUGACAAGUAUUAUGAUGAUCGAACUCUAUUUGCCAGCAGUCGAAGUGGUCAUAUUUUUGAAAUUGACUACAGCAGAGUUGCUAUAAAAAACGUUAGAAGGUUGUUACCUGCUCAACAGCAACACGGAGAGCGCAGAGAGAAAUGGACUUUUAACACAGGUCCAGGUAUUGCCAUUAACAGCAUCAGCGUGUCUUCGUCAUUCUGUGCCACAGGCUCUGAAGAUGGCUUCCUGCGGCUCUGGCCUCUUGAUUUUUCUGCUGUCAUUUUAGAGGCUGAGCACGAGGGACCUGUGAGCAAGGUGUUGGUCUCAUUUGAUGGCCUGCAGGUCCUGGCAGCCACAUCGUCUGGUAACCUUGGUUUUCUUGACGUGAGUAGCCGAGGCUACAACACUCUAAUGAGGUCGCACACAGAUACUGUCCUCGGCUUCAGUGUGGACGGCAUUCGUCGGCAUCUCACAACCGCCUCGUCUGAUGGGACGGUGCGCAUUUGGAGUAUGGAUUCCUUGCAUCAGUUAUAUGACUUUGUAUCUGAGGAUAUGCCCUGCUGUGUGGCCUUCCAUCCACAUGAGCAGACCUUCUCUUGUGGCUUCAGCUCGGGGAUCAUCAGAGUGUUUGACGUUUCCAGCGCCAAACUGCUGGCUGAACAUAAACCUUACAGAGGAGAAGUGAUCGGUUUGGCUUUUUCUUCAAAUGGGGAGUUCAUGUACAGUGCUGAUUCUGAGGGUUCUCUGGCCAUUUAUAACGCCUCCGAGGAAGAUCACAAUGUGAUCAGAGUUACCUGUAACGUUGUGGCUCGAGGCACUGAGCGCGCUCCAGACGCUCUCGCUGUUAGCAGUGACAGCUGCUGUCUGGCUUUUGUUGGCCCCUCUGAGUACAUUGUCACCAUCGCUGAUGCUCGGUCUCUGGACGAGCUGCUUCACAUAGAUGUGAGUAUUUUGAAUGUAGAGAGCUCCCAGUUGGACUCUGCUCUGAAGGUCUGCUUCUCCCCAACCUGGACUGAGCACCUGCUGAUCGCCACAUCUGCAAACAAGAUCCUCUGGCUCAGCACUAAGACGGGCCGUCUGCUUCGAGAGGUGUCCAAGGUGCACAAACAAGGGUGUUCAUCGCUGGCUGUGAGUGAAGACGGUCAAUACCUGCUAACAGCGGGGCACAAUGCUGUGAAAGUGUGGGACUAUCACAUGCAGCAUCAUAUUAACUCGCAGAUGUUCAUCGGCCACAGCCAACCCAUCCGGAUGGUCAGCUUCACCCCCGAUCAGCUGGGUGUGAUCUCAGUGGGUGAUGCCAUAUUUCUGUGGGACUUCUUAGCAAAUCCUAUUGAAUCUUUGACAGACAGUAGUUCACCUCUAAAAGUCAGCCAUAUUUCAGCUCCAAAAGCAGACAGUGAAGUCCAUCUGUCCAACGGGAUGCCUCGACAGACGGCUCCCCUCCCCUCCUCACAGCUACAACUGCAUCACAGCACCACGGACCAAGCUGCUCACAGGGGUUUGGGUUCCUUGUCGUUUAACGAAGACAGCCCAGCAAACCCAACCGUUCCAGUUCAUGCCGUUAGUCCAGAUCCGACUUCUGAUCCCAGAUCGUCUGUCUCCUUUCUUAAAGUGACAGAUCUGGAGAACUCAUCUCCUCUGAAUGCACAGCAUAUGAAUCAGAAUAAACCUGUGCGUCCAGACUGUUACAGGCACUUUAUCCCCCGUUUAAAGACCUCCUCUCUUGAUCAGAGCGCUGCAACUCCCCAACCUGGUGAAGAAGGUAUGAAGCUGAAAGCAGUGAUCGGCUACAACGGAAAUGGUCGUGGCAACAUGGUGUGGAGCCCCGAUCAAGGUUUGUUUGCGUACUCCUGUGGUUGUGUUGUGGUGGUGGAGUAUCUUCAUACAGGAAGUCAGAGACACCUGCGGGGCCACAGCCAGGAGAUCUCUUGUCUUGCUCUCUCAAAUGAUGCACGGACCUUGGCGUCAGCAGCUAGCGAUGGUAACAACAGCAGAAGCCUCAUCUUGAUUUGGGACAUUCAGAAUGUAAAGUGUUGCAGUACCAUCUCCUAUCAUAAGGGGGCAGUGCAGAGUCUCGCUUUCUCCAGGGAUGACCUCUUAUUUCUUUCUAUUGGAGAUUUUUCGGACCCAGGCUUGGCUCUGUGGAGCAGUACGAACUUCCAGUUGCUGUCUAGCAUAAGUGUGUGUGGUUCAAUUCAUGAUGCCGCCUUCAGCCCCUCAGCAUCCAGUCAGAUGGCCUGCGUGGGCAGUCAGGGGGUUUACUUCUGCCUCAUCCACUCACGGGGACCGAAUGUAGACCUCAAGGUCCAAAAGGUGACAGCACCAGCCGAGGUGGGUGAUGUGGAGCUGACCGCUCUGUGCUAUCACAUGGACUCCGUUCUGUUCACAAGCACAAAUAAAGGGCAUGUUUGUGCCUGGGACGUUAAAACGCUGAGCUGCUUUAUGAUCUGGGAAGCUGCUAAAGGAGAUAUAGGAGUGCUGCUCUGUCGAGGAAAUCGUUUGUUGACAGGCAGCGACACCCACUGGCUGCGGCUGUGGGAAGUUGAUGCUGUGCAGAGCAGCAAGUCUAAGGGAAACGUCUGCAGUGUGGAUGGCGGAACGAAGGUGGUGGUGGAACAAGAGAUGAAGCUGGAUGGGACAGUGGUCAGUGCAGCGUUUGAUAACUCCUUGGAGAUGGGGAUCAUUGGGACCACGGCAGGUACUCUCUGGUACAUCAACUGGUCAGACAACAGCAGCAUCCGUCUGGUCAGCGGGCACCGAACCAAGGUGAAUGAUGUCGUUUUUAGCUUUGAUGAGAGCCACUUUGUGACCUGCAGUGAGGAUGGCAGCGUGAGGGUGUGGUCGACCUCCAGCUAUGAGCUGGUGGUGCAGUUUCAGGUGCUCCACCAGGCCUGCAGCUGUGUCUGCUGGAGCCCUUCUAGUAAAGACAGCGCAUGUGUGGCUGCAGGGUACAGUGACGGGACUGUGAGGAUUUUCCGGCUCGCUUCAACAGAGAUGGAAAUGAAGCUGCAUCCUCAUCAGGUGGCUGUCUCUGCUAUCCAGUACUCUUCUAAUGGUCACAUGAUCCUUUCAGCAGGAGAGAAUGGCCUGGUAGCUGUGAGUAGCCAGCUAAAUGGAGCAACAUUACGUGUCAUCAGGGACCACAAAGGAGCGACUGUUUCCACAAUCCAGUGUGUGAAUGAACAGUGUAAGAAGUUUGGACUGGAAGGAAGUGAGCUGUGGUUGGCUGCGAGCGCCGACAGACGCGUCAGUGUUUGGGCUGCCGAUUGGUCGAAGGAGAAGUGCGAUCUCUUAGACUGGCUGUCAUUUCCUGCUCCGGCCCGCUCUGCGGGUGACACCCUGCCCCCCAGCCUGGCUGCCUUCUGCCCAGCUGAUCACAGUCUGGUGGUCUACUCUGGUUAUGGAGCGGAGAAAGAGCUGACUUUCUACAGCUUGGUUAGCAAACAGAUAAUAAAAAAGAUUGCCUUGCCCCACUGGGCCACCUGCAUGAGCCUGUCCUCUAAGAAGCAGCUCUUAGCUGUAGGAUCAAAAGAGAGAGUGCUGAAGCUGAUCCAGUCGAGCAGCGGAAGGUUUCAGGACUUCUUGCUGCACAGCGACUCUCUGCAGACGUGUCACUUCUCUCCUUCUGGGGCGCUGCUUCUGUCUGUAGCUCAUAAUGAGGUCCUGCUGUGGGAGGUGCAGGGCCUCUGA